Brachypodium distachyon (stiff brome) is the source of this 1368-nucleotide messenger RNA. RefSeq names its product protein THYLAKOID FORMATION1, chloroplastic. The coding region runs from base 192 to 1052 and encodes 286 amino acids. The transcript is spliced from 5 exons. NCBI's taxonomy places the organism in Eukaryota, Viridiplantae, Streptophyta, Magnoliopsida, Poales, Poaceae. The record is from RefSeq and is a predicted model, not a curated record. Gene Ontology annotation, biological process: thylakoid membrane organization; photosystem II assembly; photosynthesis. Gene Ontology annotation, cellular component: chloroplast thylakoid.
ACUUCUGGUGGCCAAGAAGCCCUUGUUCGCCUACUGGAUAAGAAAGAUCUCAUCCUUCCCGGCGAGCAGUAGCCUUUCGUCGCUCCUCUCCCUGCAAACCUGCAAUUACCCUUUUGCCCUCGCCGGCGGUGUCGACCAUCCAUCCGCCGCCGCCUCCCGCGCAAGGGCGGUAGUACCCGGAAGACUGUGCCAUGGCGGCCAUAUCGUCGAUUCCCUUCGCCGCACUGCGCCGAGCCGCCGACUGGAGGCCGCCGACGGCGACUGCAGCGGUGGGCAUCUCCGGCGGUGUCGUGCUCAACGCGAGGGCUCGGCGCGGCUCACGUUCCGUGGUGCGCUGCGUCGCCGCGACCGCUGAUAUUCCACCUACUGUUGCGGAUACAAAGAUGAACUUUCUCAAGUCAUACAAGCGUCCUAUCCCCAGCAUUUACAGUACAGUCCUACAAGAACUUUUAGUGCAGCAGCAUCUAAUGAGAUACAAAAGUACCUACCAGUACGAUCCUGUGUUUGCUCUUGGCUUUGUCACUGUCUACGACCAGCUUAUGGAAGGGUACCCCAGCAAUGAGGACAGGGAUGCUAUAUUCAAGUCAUAUAUAACAGCGUUAAAUGAAGACCCUGAGCAAUACAGAGCUGACGCACAAAAGAUGGAAGAGUGGGCACGUGCCCAGAAUGGUAGCCUGUUAGUGGAAUUUUCUUCCAGAGAUGGGGAAAUAGAGGCCGUUCUGAAAGAUAUAUCAGAAAGGGCCCAGGGUAACGGAAACUUCAGCUACAGCCGGUUCUUUGCAGUUGGCUUGUUCCGUUUGCUUGAACUUGCAAAUGCAACGGAGCCAACAGUACUAGACAAGCUUUGUGCCGCUCUAAACAUCAAUAAAAGAAGCGUGGAUAGAGACCUCGACAUUUACCGCAACUUACUCUCAAAAUUAGUUCAAGCCAAGGAACUUCUCAAGGAAUACAUCGACAGGGAAAAGAAGAAGAGGGAAGAAAGAUUAGAGACUCCGAAGCCGAAUGAACCUGUGGCAAAAUUCGAUGGAAACUCUUAUCCCGUGAUGCAUUAACUCAGCUUUUCCUAGGGGAGAGCAUGGCCGGAUAACAGAUAUUAACAGUUUCAUCUGGACUGCGUAGAGAAACUAUCAGGGGCAUCUUUGGCUGCUCAUCCUGUGGUGUAGUAAUCUGCCGUACAAAAAAGAUCCAGAUUAUUCUUAGUGUUGAGCUCGAUACUUUGUAAUUCUCCUUUUCUCUGUCGAAAAUGUAUUGUUUUCUUCACAUGUUUUACAGCACGAAGAGGUGUCUGAGGAUCAAUUUACUCACGAGCUGAGAAAUUAUAUAUUGUGAUGACAAAGAAAUCAUUUUGCAUGGUUCUGUUUAUCUGAA